Durio zibethinus is the source of this 3748-nucleotide messenger RNA. RefSeq names its product GT-2-like 1 (gene GTL1). Lineage: Eukaryota; Viridiplantae; Streptophyta; Magnoliopsida; Malvales; Malvaceae. The record is from RefSeq and is a predicted model, not a curated record.
UAACAAUUAUUAGCUGCAAAGUGAGAGCCGCUGACAACACAGCAUCUCCUUUGUUUUAUCAUUUCAUUUAAUUUCUCCCUCUUCUUCUUCUCUCUCUCUCUCUCUCUCUCUUAAUCACCAUCAUCCUCAUAAUCGUCAUCUUCAUUCAUUUUUAUCUCUUCUCUCUCUCUUUCAAUCCUUUACUUUCUCUUUCUCUUUUAUUCCGUCCAAAUUUUGCAGAGUGCAGCAACUGUAGUUGAUGAUGAUUAUGCCCUUCUGCUUCUCUUCUCUUUCUUCCUUAACUGCGGCCCUCCUCCUUUCUUUCUCUUUUCUACUAAUACUAGUUUAAUUUUCCCAUCAAUUAAAGAAAAAAAAAUUACUUAUAAAGAAAGGAGAUUAGAAAAGAAAAGAGAAGAAGGAAUAAAAAUCUAAAUCUGAAAGGGGCAGCACUAACUCGUAGGAAUACUCUUUCCGGCUUUCAAUCUUUCCUUUCCAGUUGUCUACUCUCUCUCUCUCUCUCUUAAUCCUUUUUUAUUAUAAUUAAUAUUAUUAUUGUUUUAAAAAAAUUCGUCAAUUGUAUUUAACAUCACCCCAUCUUUCACCAAACUUUCUCUUCUUACUGUUUUGUUUCUCUUAUCGUUUGAAUUAGGUCCAUUUCUUUCUUUCUUUUUUUUUUUUUUUCAGUAUACCCAUCACCGCCAAAAAGCAACAGCUCCCCCCUCUCGCAUCGCAACUUUGUUGGGGAGGGAGAGGAGGGCAAUACACACAACAAGACAUAAUUCAACUGAAUUGUCGAGUGUUAUCAUUGAUGAGAAGAAGAAGAAGAAAGAUCUUCAUGCACCAUUGAUUAACUUUUGCCAACCGGCUUGUUUAUCGACAUCACUGAAGGAAAACAACAUAAUUAAAAGGAGAUGCAGCAAGGAGGUGGUGGUGGAGGAGGAGGAGGAGGAGGGCAUCAAUCUCAAGACGAGGAGAUGGGUGCUCCAACAACGGGUGCAGUGAGCAGCAGCCACAUGGUAAGCGAGCAGUCGGAGCAGUUAGUGGAAGCGGCAUCGCCCAUAAGUAGUAGACCGCCUGCCACCGGGAAUUUGGACGAGUUCAUAAGGUUUGCAAGUGGUGGAGGAGAUGAGGGAGGAGACGAAGGGGACCGAGCAGGUGGCGGAGGAGGAGCAGCUGGAGUUUCGAGUGGCAAUAGGUGGCCCCGUCAAGAGACUCUUGCUCUUCUCAAGAUUAGGUCAGAUAUGGAUGCUGUUUUCCGUGAUGCCACCGUCAAGGGCCCUCUUUGGGAAGAUGUUUCCAGGAAGCUAGCGGAGCUGGGUUACAAAAGGAGUGCCAAAAAGUGCAAGGAAAAAUUCGAGAACGUCCACAAGUACUACAAGCGAACAAAAGAAGGCCGAGCUGGGCGUCAAGAUGGUAAGAGUUACAAGUUUUUCAGCCAGCUAGAGGCUCUCCAUACGACUUCUCCCACUGUUGCUGCCAACGUGUCAACACCCAUGAUAAUUGUCACUGCCACUACCGCCGCCAGCCUAGACGUGGCUCCCGUUUCGGUUGGGAUCCCUAUGCCCAUCUCUUCUGUCAGAAUUCCACCUACAGCCGCUAUCAGAAUGUCAUCCUCUGUGUUACCCAUGCCUCCCGCGCAAGUGCCACCUCCUAUCACCACCACAGCCGCUCCAUUUGGAAUCAGCUUCUCUUCUAAUAGCUCUUCCUCUUCUGAAGGCUUUGAAGACGAUGAUGACGGAGAAGAUGAAGUUGGAGGAGAACCGUCGAGCAUGGCUGGCACUAGUCGUAAACGUAAAAGGCAGUCGUCAAGAGGGGGUGGUAGUACCACCAGGAGGAUGAUGGAAUUCUUCGAGGUUCUAAUGAAACAGGUCAUGCAGAAACAAGAAGCCAUGCAGCAGAGGUUUUUAGAAGCCAUAGAGAGGAGAGAGCAAGAUAGGAUGAUAAGAGAAGAGGCUUGGAAAAGACAAGAGAUGGCUAGAUUAACUCACGAACAUGAACUAAUGGCUCAAGAACGUGCCAUUGCUGCUUCCAGGGAUGCUGCUAUUAUUUCUUUUUUGGAGAAGAUUACUGGUCAGACUAUAUGGUUACCCACAACUGUUACUAUCCCCGCUGCUCCGCCUCCACUGACACAACCGGCGGUGCCAGUUGUUCCACCAAUAGCUCCUAUUCCUGCGGCAACUCCACCAUCGCAUCAGCCACCGUCAUUACCACAACAACAACAGCGUAACUCGCAACCGCAGCAACUGCAACAGUCACAGUCGCACUAUCAACAUCGGCAGCAGCAGCAACAACAGCAACCUCAAAAUACUGAAGUUUUGAGGCAUCAUCAACAGCCUAUUUCUUCAGAAGUACUAAUAGCUAUCCCGGAACAACAGGUCCCACCACAGGAGAUUGGUGGGAGCGCGAGCUUGGAGCCUGCCUCUUCUAGAUGGCCUAAAGCUGAAGUUCUUGCACUGAUAAACCUGAGGAGUGGGCUUGAAACCACGUAUCAAGAGGCUGGGCCCAAGGGCCCUUUUUGGGAAGAAAUAUCCACUGGUAUGUUCAGGAUGGGCUACAGGAGAAGCGCCAAAAGAUGCAAGGAAAAAUGGGAGAACAUCAACAAAUACUUCAAGAAGGUGAAAGAAAGUAAUAAGAAACGUCCCGAGGAUGCCAAAACCUGCCCCUAUUUUCACCAACUCGAUUUCCUUUACCGUGAGAAAAUACUUGGAGGUGGGACUAGCGGUGGUUCCAGUAGCUUUGGUGACCGGAAUAGGCCUGAAGAAGAAACGUCACAACAGCAUCAAGAAACUAGUGACGCCCCACCAAUCAUGGCAGCGCCGCAAUUGACGCAGCCUACUGAUCAAUCUGAAGACAAAACCGGAGCUGAUGUGGUGACAAGCAAAGAACAUUUACCUGGGAGUCUCUUUGGAGAAGGAAAUGGUGGAGCUGCGAAGAAGCCAGAAGACAUUGUGAGGGAGCUGAUGGAAGAGCGGGGGAUGCACCGGCAACAACACCAUCAAGGACAAUCCUUGUUGGUGGAUGGCUAUGAUAGGAUUGAUGAACCUGAUAGUGAUAAUAUGGAUCAUGAUGAAGACGAAGACGAGGAUGAAGAUGGCGACGAAUUGGAAGAAGAGCGAAAGAUAGCUUAUAAGAUAGAAUUUCAAAGACAGAAUGCAAGCACUCCCAAUGGAGGAGGAAAUGGGGCACCCUCCUUUUUGGCCAUGGUUCAAUAACCUUGGCAGCUCCAUCACUAAAAAUGUACCAUAUGUACCUAUGUGUGCAGAAGCUCAACAAAACACCUAACAACUUAGUUCGAAAAACCUUCUAUCGUCAAAAGGCUUCCUCAUUUCUCCAUUUUGUAUCUUCUCCUAAUUCCAUUUCUUAGUCCUUGCCUUAGCCUUCCUUUCAACCUUCAAUAAUUCAGUAUCACCCUCUUCUUCACAAUCCUCGUUGUUUUCUUCUUUCUUCAUUCUUCUUCAAAAUAGCUUCGCUGACACAGAAAGUCGUCUGAGACAAAACAGACUCUUGGAUGGCAGACGUCCCACUUGCAUCUAUCAUCACUUGUUUGCAAUUUAUUGAUUUGUUGGUGAAUAAGGAAUUCCGUUUCAAAGGAAAUCGGGAAAGAGAGAUUGAAUUGUGACAGAAGAAAUAAGCUUGGGUUGUACUGUUGUGUACAAGAAAAAGGAGAAAAUUAAGAGGAAAGUUUCUUUAGAGAGAACUCCAAUGUUUAUGGACUUUUUAUUAAGACUUGUUUACAUUUACAAACUUAAAAAUGAAUUUAUAGACUAGA